Messenger RNA from Poeciliopsis prolifica (blackstripe livebearer), 3034 nucleotides. RefSeq lists its product as uncharacterized. The coding region runs from base 94 to 903 and encodes 269 amino acids. NCBI's taxonomy places the organism in Eukaryota, Metazoa, Chordata, Actinopteri, Cyprinodontiformes, Poeciliidae. The transcript has 2 exons. The record is from RefSeq and is a predicted model, not a curated record. Gene Ontology annotation, molecular function: metal ion binding.
CCUCCGGUAUACCUGCGCACAAACACACACGCACGCACACACAUGCAAAAGGGAAUGACAUGAGGAGUGUUGCUAUGAAGAAGGUGGACUUAAAUGAAGGACAGCACAGCAGAGACAAGUGGAGCGGAGGAGGGGGUGUCACACACACUGGGACAAGAACAUGACUUGAAGAUGAGCAGUCCUCCGGCUACUUCAGAAGAGACGGACUGUCCUCCCCCAGAGGAAUUAGAGUGCAAAAUCUGCUACCAGCGUUUCAAUGCCAACAACAGGAAGCCUAAGAUUCUGGACUGCCUACAUCGGGUGUGCUCCCGAUGCCUCGUUAAGAUUCUGGACAUCACAGACGGAGCGGGCUGCGUUCCCUGCCCCUUCUGCCGACACCAAACUGAAAUCACUGAGUACCAGGUCUCCGCCCUGCCUGACGACGUCAACAUCAUGUCCCACCUGACAAUGCGAGAAAAGUCCUGCUGUUUGGACAAGAAGAGAGAGGUGGUCUUGACGCCAAAGAGUUUGUCCUCCACCAGCCCAUCCCAUGACUCCUCAAACUGCCUGGUCAUCACCAUCAUGGAGGUUCAAAGGGACUUGCAGCGCUCCCCGAGCAACAAUGGCAGCUCGGAUAUCUACGCCGACCAGAGCCUGGACUCUGUCUCAAUCGGUUCCAACGGACCCACUGAUCAUGAUGCGCUUUCGAAGCUCUGCAAUCACGUCCCACGUAUUCUGGUGUGGCUACUUGGUUUCUUAUACUUUGGUUCGCUGCCCUUAGGAAUCUAUUUGUUAGUGAUCCAGAGAGUGACUCUAGGAAUCGUAUGUGUUAGCUUAGUGCCAUCGAGUCUGACAGUUUGCCUAGUGUAUGGGUUCUGUCAGUGCCUGUGUCAGGGCAUGUGUGACUGCUUUGCCCGGGGCUGAGAGUAUGGAAACCAGUGGACCGAGGGAUAAGAAUAAAGUAAGCUCCAGAAGUAAGAAAGCCAGGGUGAUAUCAUCCUCUUCAUGGGGCUUAAUAGCACUCCUAGCAGGCAGCUGUCCUCAUGCAUAGAAAGGACCACGCAGAAAGAAACAGAAACCUAUCUUUAGUGAUGUGCUCUGCUUUCUUCACGCCUACUGCUUCGAUAUCAGUUUGGUCAAGAGGAACAGAAUCACUGACAAGCUCAGCCAGCAACUGGAGCCUGCAGUAUACCUACAGUCCUGUAAUGUACGUUUCUGUGUAUGUGCCUGAGUUGUUCUGUAUUGUGAAUAUAAGCUGGUCUUACAGUCUUUUAGAGCAGGCACUCGAUAUUUCACGCAAGCAGAUUUAGGAGAAAAUGACAUAACCAUACAUUGCUAAAGUACUGAUACUGAGUUCGUCUCAUUUUGUCAUGCUUCAACAACAUUCGGUGUUUCACCUUUUAGAAGGAUGAGAACACUUAACUUACAGUCAGAACUGCAAUCAUAGAAUCAAUUUAAGCGUGCUCAUCUGUUAAAAUGAUUGACUCACAGACACACUAUGUCUAAUCUGACUUAGCUUGAGCUGUUUUGCAAAGUAGAAUAUGCACACACAAAAAAAAUCAGGUGCCCUGAUGUGGAAAGCACUUGCAGCUUUAAUUCCAGCAACAAGCUUUGCCAGAGGGGGUGAACAGCAAAUGUUUUGAAAAAGAUUUGGAUAAGCAUGAAUUUUUUCCUUCUGCUGCACAAACAUGGUCAACUUGGUGUUGGUCUAUCUGACAUGACAUGAAUGAAGUACAUUGUAGUUUACUUUUGGAACUUGGCAAAGUGUGGAAAAACUUUAAGAAGUAUGCGUUUACGAGACAAACAUUGAAAUUACAAAACAUAUUUACUUAUUAUGCAGCAAAAUGAGAUAAGAAAGGAAUAUAGGAAAUCAAAUCCUGUGAAAAAGGGGAGUUACAUAUGCGGCACAAUCAAAAAAGUAAAAUUUUCCAAAAUUUACUUGUAUAGAUGAUAUAAAUGAUUGGUUUGUUCCAAACCCUUAUGGUUUUGCUAUAACUGCUCCAACAAUGGGAUUGGCCAAUGUUAGUCAUUUUGUUUAACUGAAGCAGAGACUCCAUCUCUCAUUGUGGUCAUCUCACAAAGAAAACAUCUAUAAUAUCAAUAAACAUCGGUGAUUGCCAUAACAGGAAUUUUAAUAUCGGAUAUUGAUAUUGGCCCAAAUUUUCAUACCUAUGCAUUUCUAGUUCUAAGAUUUGAAUACUGUUAUAAUACUACAUGAGCUACAGAUUUGUUUUAUGUAAAUCAUAUACUUUCCAAUUAGUUCUGACUGGAGUUAAAAUUUGUGUAUUUAGGAUUGAACAAUUUUCCAAAAGUUUUUUUUUUUUUUUUAAUAACUCCAUGUAUUUUUUUUUACGUUGUUGUGUCAAAUUUGCAUGCAAGACAUUGUGAACUGAUGCAAAAAAGACUGAUAUUCCCAGCAGCAACUCAGAGAAAGCUAAAAACUGUUUAACUUUCUAAUAAUUAUUCCGAUAUGUGAGCUGCACUGCUGUUCACAAAGAAGGUGGUUUGAAUUGUAUGGGUUUCAAAGACACACAAAGCGUUUGUGUGUUCAGAGCCAAGUCCAUGCCAAAUAAUUUGACAAACUCCAUCCUUCAGGCUUUCACACAGCCAGAGUCAAUUUAACUUCUUUUGUGUGUGUGUCGAUAACUGAGGGCUUUGGAAUUACUUGUUUUAUGUAUCUAAUGAUAAAAUUCCAGUAAUAAUUUUGAAAUUUAAAACUAUUUGUCAUCAGAGAGCAAAUGCAGCCAUUUAGGAGGUGCUUUCUGAAAGGCUUUCUGUCUAAUAUAAAUUCUAGUAAUUCCUUUAUGUUUCAGUUUGACUGCCACAAAUCAGCUUCAAACUUGAACAUGUUGAUGUUCUCACAGUACACAGUCGGCUGAACUCCAAAGCCUAAAGUUUCUCUUUCUUAUAUGUUCUUCACCUCUUUUAAUCGCACAUUUCUGUCUGUGUCAAUGCCCUCUCCAAAGUUUCCUUUAUUUGUACACUGUUUGCUUACUACCACAUGAUUACAUACAGUUGCCAUAAGAAGAUAAAAUAAAUGGAGAAUUAUUUUCUA